AUGCAAUUUCUUAAGGGAUCUGUGCAGUGUCACAUUCAAAAUAAGUUCGUAGUGCAUGAGAGUCUACGACUCAUGGUAUUCGUGAAUACAUCUGAUUAUCUUCCUACCAAAGAAGCUACUGGAGUUCGUAUUGCAAUCCAUGGCCAAAGAGAAUGUCCAUUUCCGGAUACUUUCGGCUAUUCUGCACCUACUGGAGCUGUCUCAUCUUUUGAAAUGUCUCUUGUGAGAAUGUUAUUUUAG
This is a messenger RNA of Strongylus vulgaris, 240 nucleotides long. The record is from the annotation of a GenBank genome assembly. NCBI's taxonomy places the organism in Eukaryota, Metazoa, Nematoda, Chromadorea, Rhabditida, Strongylidae.